Molecule: messenger RNA, 516 nt
Organism: Helianthus annuus (common sunflower)
Lineage: Eukaryota; Viridiplantae; Streptophyta; Magnoliopsida; Asterales; Asteraceae
Source: the annotation of a RefSeq genome assembly
AUGCUCCUGCGGAAGUAUCUACUCGUUACGGAAUCUCAGGUGUCAAAGUGUGGAUUUCAUAUAGUCAAAAAGAAAGGGGACGUGCUAUAUCCGAAACGUACGAAAUCUAGUAAAUAUCGUAAAGGCAGAUGUAGUAGGGGUUGCAAACCGGACGGUACACGACUUGGUUUUGGAAGAUAUGGCACUAAAAGUUGUAGAGCUGGUCAUCUUUCAUAUCGAGCCAUUGAAGCAGCGCGUCGAGCUAGAAUUGGGCAAUUCCAUCGUACUAUGAGCGGACAAUUCCGAAUAAAUGGUAAGAUAUGGGUAAGAGUUCUCGCAGAUCUCCCUAUUACCGGGAAACCUACAGAAGUCAGAAUGGGAAGAGGAAAAGGAAAUCCUACGGGUUGGAUUGCUCGUGUGUCCACAGGACAAAUCCCAUUUGAAAUGGAUGAUGUGAGUUUGUCAAAUGCUCGACAAGCCGCUACAUUAGCGGCGCAUAAACUAUGUUCGUCAACCAAGUUUGUUCAGUGGUCAUAA